AUGGCUUCAUACUCGUUUAAGAACCCCGCUACAUACCAUUUGCUUAGCUAUGGCACUCUCCUCGGCAGCACACUAUUUCAAUCCUUCAUCGCUGGCGUCGUAGCCUUCAAGGUCCUACCUCGGCCACAAUUCUCAACUCUCCAGAAACACACCUUCCCUGUGUACUUUACCCUCCAAACAAUCACGCCCCUUGCCAUGCUAUUCACCUACCCGUCCGGAGCGAGCCGCCUGGUACCUUACCUGUCGUCUACGCCCGUUCUCCAGUCUGCAACUGAUAAAUUGAACGGAUGGCUCAUCAGCACGAUGCUGGUCACGGCAGUGGCCAACCUGGUGUACGUGGGACCAAAGACAACCGAUAUCAUGAAGAUCCGGAAACAUCAGGAGACAAGGGAUGGGAAGGCGGCCUACGACAAGGGUCCGCAUAGCCCCGAGAUGCAGGCUCUGAACAGACAAUUCUCUAUCCUGCAUAGUAUCAGUAGCAUCACCAACCUGGUUGGUCUGGGAGCCAUGAUCUGGUACGGAGCCGUUUUGGGGGCGGGGCUGAGCUUUCAGCAUGUUGCGUUGUAG
Messenger RNA from Ascochyta rabiei, 567 nucleotides. RefSeq lists its product as uncharacterized. Lineage: Eukaryota; Fungi; Ascomycota; Dothideomycetes; Pleosporales; Didymellaceae. The record is from RefSeq and is a predicted model, not a curated record. The coding region runs from base 1 to 567 and encodes 188 amino acids. The transcript has 2 exons.